Boleophthalmus pectinirostris (great blue-spotted mudskipper) is the source of this 885-nucleotide messenger RNA. RefSeq names its product dynein, light chain, roadblock-type 1 (gene dynlrb1). The transcript is spliced from 4 exons. Gene Ontology annotation, cellular component: cytoplasmic dynein complex; cytoplasm; centrosome. Bases 152 to 442 code for a protein of 96 amino acids. Gene Ontology annotation, biological process: microtubule-based movement. Gene Ontology annotation, molecular function: dynein intermediate chain binding. NCBI's taxonomy places the organism in Eukaryota, Metazoa, Chordata, Actinopteri, Gobiiformes, Gobiidae. The record is from RefSeq and is a predicted model, not a curated record.
GGCGCUCACGUUUUCUUCGGCCGUGAACGCGACAUUGCGCUGAUGACCCGGAAGUUUACAUCAGCGUUCUCCAGGCAACGCUAAAGCUAUCGCAGUCUUCGGUCUUUUUAAUAAACAAGUACACCGCUACAAACUGUUUCUGGUCCUCAAAAUGGCUGAAGUAGAGGAAACAUUAAAAAGGAUUCAGAGCCAAAAGGGAGUCCAAGGAAUUGUUAUUGCCAACUCAGAAGGAAUUCCUAUCAAGUCAACACUAGACAACACCAGCACAGUGCAGUACGCAGGUCUGAUCCACCAGCUCUUACUGAAGGCCAGAAGCACUGUACGAGACAUUGACCCACAGAACGACCUCACCUUUCUCCGAGUCCGCUCCAAGAAAAAUGAGAUCAUGAUAGCACCUGAUAAAGACUACUUUUUAAUUGUGAUUCAGAAUCCUUCAGACUGAAAUUAUUUAUAGACCUACCUAAAGUACAUUGUAAUAGUUAGCUUCUUUGUCACAACAAAUCUCAAAGAAAAUUGAAUACAUAAUACAAAGGCGAAGUGAUUUAUAGCCCACAGAUUAAAGGAUAUUCCAGUAAGUUUUGAUGGCCUGUAUGUAUCUGUAUAUUAAAAUACAUUAGCAGUUCUAAACCGAAUCUGGAAUAUCUAUUUUAUGCUGUGGGUACUCUUGCAUUCCUAAAGUCUCUCUUCUGCAGUUUUCUUGUUGCCAUCAUAAAGCUCAAGAUAAAAAUAGGAACGUGAUAGUUACCUGCUCAAUGUGCAUAAUUUCUUCAAGUAGUAAUGCAUGUAUUUAUAUUUUUUGUUUUUUGUUUUUCCAUCUCUUCUACUGUGCUUAGUGAGCGCCCCAAUAGCUCUCAUGAUGUAACACAAUAAAGAAAAGUUAUGCUA